AUGACAUAUCGAGGAAACAAUAGUGGUAUAAAUGUGAUGGGCGAAAACGAUGGAACACUUGUGGAACAUCGUAAUGAUGCGUUGGUUGAAAAGCUAUCCGGAAAGGUGGCUGCACUGAAGAAGAUAACGAUAGCAAUUGGUGAUGAUGUAAGGGAACAGAAUCGUUUGCUAAAUGAAAUGGAAACGGAUUUCGAUGCAUCGAAAGGUUUGCUUGGCUCAACAAUGCGAAAAUUGAAUCGAGUCGCCAAAACUGGCGGCAAGCAUUUGACAUGUUAUCUUGUUUUAUUUGCCAAGGUUAUGAAAAUGGAUGGUGAUAAUGUUGUCGAAAUUAAUGAAGAUGGGCAGACAAUUGGCGAACUUAUGAGCAGUCACGUCGGGUUAACAUACAAUGAUUUCAAUAUAUUGCCGGGUUAUAUCAGUUUUGACGUUUCUUCCGUUGAUUUAACAACUCAUUUAACACGGGAUAUUAUACUUAAAACACCCUUAGUAUCAUCACCGAUGGAUACAGUAACUGAAUGCGAAAUGGCAAUUGCUAUGGCGUUACAUGGUGGUAUUGGUAUAAUUCACUCCAAUUUCGCCUCUUUGGAAGAGCAAGUUGAAGAAGUUAUCAAAGUGAAGCGCUACAAGCAAGGGUUUAUAACACAUCCUCACUGUAUCAAAGAGACCGAUACGGUAUUAGAUUUGAUGAGGAUAAAGCUAAAAUACGGUUUCACGGGGACGCCAGUUACAUCAACAGGGCAGGUUGGGGGCCAGUUGUUAGGUUUAGUAACUUCACGUGAUGUAGACUUUAUUGAUGAGGACAAAUAUUCGACCACGAAAAUAAGCGAAGUAAUGGUCCCUCUCCACCGGCUUAUAACAGGCAGUGAAGAUCUAACUUUAGAACAUGCCUACAAGAUUUUAGAAGAUGAGAAGAAAGGAAAAUUACCUAUUGUUAACAAUAAAAAUGAAUUGGUGUCCUUAAUAGCUCGUACUGAUCUAAAGAAAGCUCGAGAUUUUCCGUGGAGUUCAUAUGAUUCGAAGGGACAGUUGAGAGUGGGUGCAGCUAUAAAUACCCGAGAAUCUGCAAAGGAGGCAGUAAAGAAGUUAGCUGCAGCUGGUGUUGAUGUUCUUGUCAUUGACUCUUCACAAGGUGCUAGCAUGUAUCAAGUGAAUCUUUUAAAAUGGAUAAAGAACAAUUAUCCAGAAACGCCACAGAUAAUUGCUGGCAAUGGCAAGUUACUUGUGACGCAAAAACAAGCAGAAAUGCUAAUUAAUGCUGGAGCAGAUGCCAUUCGCAUUGGUAUGGGCAGUGGUUCAAUCUGUAUUACUCAAGAAAUUACUGCAGUUGGACGAGCGCAAGGCACAGCAGUAUAUCAAGUCGCAAGGUACGCGAAGACUCGUGGAAUUCCCGUCAUUGCUGAUGGCGGAAUAAGAGAUGUUGGUUAUAUCACGAAGGCUUUGGCACUUGGCGCAUCGACAGUAAUGAUGGGUGGUCUUUUAGCAGGCACAACAGAAGCUCCUGGCGAAUAUUUCUGGGGUCCAAGCGGUGUGCGUCUUAAGAAUUAUCGUGGAAUGGGUUCAUUGGAUGCUAUGGAAGCAAAUAUUAGUAGUCAAGACAGUAGGUCAGAUGCGAUCAAGGUUGCUCAAGGAGUGUCUGCUACGAUGAGAGAUAGAGGAAGCAUCCAUAAAUUUGUUCCAUAUUUAGUGCGCGGAAUUCAGCACGGUUUUCAAGAUAUCGGUGUCAAAAAUUUAGAUGAACUCAGGAGUGGUAUUGCUCGUGGUGAAAUCAGAUUUGAGCGUCGCUCAUCGAAUGCACAAAUUGAGGGAGGAGUGCAUUCCUUGCACUCAACAGAUUUGGUAAAAGUUGUGAUUUGCCUUUUAAUGGUUGUUGGUAUCAUAAUUCUCCUGAAAGGUUUUGAUUAUGGAAUAAGGCAUUGAGGUGUUGGGAUACACGGUAGUGAAAUGGUUGUAAUGCUGGAAAUGCAUAUCGCUGUUUUUGCCUAG
Messenger RNA from Acanthocheilonema viteae, 1983 nucleotides. NCBI's taxonomy places the organism in Eukaryota, Metazoa, Nematoda, Chromadorea, Rhabditida, Onchocercidae. The record is from the annotation of a GenBank genome assembly.